Molecule: messenger RNA, 1705 nt
Organism: Conger conger (European conger)
Lineage: Eukaryota; Metazoa; Chordata; Actinopteri; Anguilliformes; Congridae
Gene: c1ql2
Product: complement component 1, q subcomponent-like 2
Exons: 2
Coding region: 427-1188 (253 amino acids)
Molecular function (GO): protein binding
Source: RefSeq, a predicted model, not a curated record
UCAUACAUAAAGAUUGCAUGAUUAUUGUUUCAAUCGUAAUCCAAAUUGCAGCUGGCUUUGCCCUUAACUCGUUACGUCAGCGCCUCCCUUCUCCCCCGCCUUGUUGCAGACGGGCUAGUAUCGCUUGGAGGGUUCUGUGCUCAGCUCCGUGCGCUCAGCCAUGCCAAGAUGAAUAUUUCUUACGUUUGUUCUGUGAAGCGUAGUGAUAGUGGCAUCGCUUAAACUGCCUAAGGUGAACAAAGCUCGAGGUUAAAACAAAUUUGUUUUAUUGGAAGAAAGAGUGAUCCCUUUCGUCCACUUUCUGCUGGGAUUUUUAGACACACAAAACCUUUCACCAUUACUUCCCAAAGCAAAGCGGACUUUUUAGGGCUUGCUUCUCGGAUUCUCCAGAGGAAGCGACUCGUUGCUGCUGUAGUGGGCAUCGUCAUGGUGUUGGCUCUUAUUAUAGCAAUACCGCUGUUGGUUCAAACUUCGAAGACGUCGGCUCAUUAUGAAAUGAUGGGCACCUGCCGAAUGAUCUGCGAUCCCUACAACCCGAAACCCAGCGCUACCGCCAUGGAAGUCAUGCAGGACCUUAGUGCCAUCCCGCCUCCACCUUUUGUUCAAGGGACUAGAGGCGAACCGGGAAGACCGGGAAAACCUGGACCGAGAGGUCCGCCGGGUGAACCAGGUCCGCCCGGUCCAAAAGGACCACCGGGAGAUAGGGGGGAGUCUGGGAAGCCUGGCUUUCCCGGGCUGACCUCGGGGACAGCAAGGACCGAAACUGGGGACGUUAGCCCAAUGCUAGGGAGCACAAAGAUCGCUUUUUAUGUCGGUCUCAAGAACCCCCAUGAAGGAUAUGAAGUUCUAAAGUUCGACGAUGUGGUGACGAAUCUGGGGAACCAUUACGACCCGUCAACCGGCAAAUUCACGUGCCAAGUGUCCGGAAUCUAUUUCUUUACCUACCAUGUGCUAAUGAGAGGAGGUGACGGCACGAGCAUGUGGGCAGACCUCUGUAAAAACGGACAGGUCCGUGCAAGCGCUAUUGCUCAGGACGCAGACCAGAACUAUGAUUAUGCGAGCAACAGCGUGGUCCUCCACUUGGACUCUGGCGACGAAAUAUACGUCAAACUGGAUGGCGGAAAAGCUCACGGGGGCAACAACAACAAGUACAGCACAUUUUCUGGUUUCAUUUUGUAUCCUGACUAAACGGACAUACGCACUUGUAUUCCCGGCGCUACCAGUAAAGCAACGGUCCCCGAACAGGGGUACUGCUAUGUUCAUUUUUGUUUUGUUGAGAAGGGACAAACACCGGUCUUUCUUUCCUAUUGAAUAACCGUUAUAAAGAAGAUAUAGCUGUCUGAGGUCAUUUUGUUUGAAUGUGAUCAUGUUUGCUUGGCUAGUCUGUGAUGUAUUUAAUACGUAUAGCCUAAUAUAUGAAUAAAUAUGUGUAUCAAAGAUGAAUAUAAAAAUAAGUUAAAGUAAGAAGAGAAAUGGCAAAAACUGAUGUUUAAUCUUCUUCCACGCAGUAAAAUGCUCAGCGUUAAAUAGCUAUAAACGAGUUUAAAUUAUCCAAUAGGCAUCAGGUGUACGAUCAGAGCAAAAUGUAAGCUGCUCAAUUAAAGUUGAUUCAACACUGAUCGUUUUACUGUACAGGGUCCAAAUGUUAACUAAGCGAUAUGUAAUUUACGUUCUUUUAUUUCAUUAUACGAUGUCCAUAGCAAAU